Molecule: messenger RNA, 1039 nt
Organism: Paraglomus occultum
Lineage: Eukaryota; Fungi; Glomeromycota; Glomeromycetes; Paraglomerales; Paraglomeraceae
Source: the annotation of a GenBank genome assembly
AUGUUCAGUUCUGGAUUUGGGUUCGGCGGCGGCGCCAGUCAGGGAGGAGGCUUUAGUGGAUUUGGUGGAUUUGGGAACCAGACUUCUAGUCAACCGAGUUUUGGAUUUGGAGGAGCAGCAACGACUGCUUCUAGCAGUGGCUUUGGCUUUGGAGCUAGCGGUAGUGGAGGAAUGUUUGGUCAGAGUAGUGGCUUUGGUGGACUUGGUUCAUCAUCGACUGCAUCGAAAAUGCUACCACAGUUGCCUGCCCAGGGAACAGCUCAACCUCCGUUUACCACUACUUCUGAGCGAGAUUCACAAUAUGGCGUAAUAAAUCUAUUCCAUACUAUUAGUGCAAUGCCCGCGUACAAGAACUUUACAUUCGAGGAACUACGUUUGCGAGAUUACGAGUUGGGUCGCAAACCAGCUACAAAUAAUUCAACCGCUUUUGGCGCAUCACAACCGAGUGGAUUUGGCGUUCCUCCAUCACAACCUGCUGCACCCUCAUUCGGAACACCAGCACCAACGUUUGGUGGUGGUGGCUUUGGUGGAUUUGGGCAAUCAACAAAGUCCACUGGAUUUGGAUAUGGAGCUUCGACAGGAUUAUUCAACACUCCAGCUGUAACACCAACGCCAACGCCGUUCGGAGCUGCAGCAACACCGACACCAGCAUUUGGCACGACAGCAACGCCGUUUGGUGGACAGACGCAAAAGUCAUUCGGUUUUGGAGCUGGAAAUGCGUUUGGGACCACACCUAGUGCAGGAGGGUUUGGAACAAGUAACCUGUUCGGCAAUACGAGUACAUCAUCAGUGUCUUUAUUUAAUAAAUCUACGUCGUCUACACCAUCCUUUGGCGGAUUCGGUCAGAGUUCCCAAUCUAGUAGUGGAUUUGGGUUUGGAAACACACAAACGUCAUCAACUCCCUCAUUGAGCUUUGGAUUCAACAAGCCUGCGACCACAUCUGCAUUUGGUGGAUUAUCAAGUUCAGUAGGUGGUUUUGGUGGUUCUUUCGGUGGUUUAACCUCCAGCAAACCAACUUUUCCAACCUUAAGCACACCAG